Klebsormidium nitens is the source of this 2928-nucleotide messenger RNA. The record is from the annotation of a GenBank genome assembly. Lineage: Eukaryota; Viridiplantae; Streptophyta; Klebsormidiophyceae; Klebsormidiales; Klebsormidiaceae.
CUUUUUGGGAAAGAACCGUCCGGCCUCUGAAUAUUCUGGUGGUGCAGGGCGCUUGACGUAGCAGGGGUGGAGGUGCGUCAUACAUGCAAACUACCGGUAAGCACUGCCUCACUCAGAAAUCCAGAUGACCGCCAUGGCGGCCACCUUGACCCGCUCUGCCGCGGCGCUGCCUUCCGCGCCCAUCGCACAGAGGGGAUGGCAGCGCCAGCAAGGCGAUGCCGUGUGCCUGUCAUGCCGCAUGCAGCGACACGCUCGACCGCGCCCAGCCGCUUCAGCUCAGAACCGCCCACAACGACCGCUCAAAAGCGCCGACUUUUUUCCGGCGCUCCCUUCUGAUGGGCUCCGAAGCCGGGCAUCUCAGCGGAGAAGCCGUCCCUGUCGAGCGGCAUACGUUUCGGCGCCCGUCGCUGAGCCUCAUGAGGGCCCGUCGGAGGAGGCGCGGCUAGCAGCAGCAGAUCCGACCGCCGGGUUCGCGACGCCCAAGUCGUUAGAAGAGCCGCUGGUGACGUGGCAGCUUGUGGCGCGUCUGAUUGGCCAGCACAAGCUGAGGGUCGCGGCGGCGGCGCUUGCGGUGGCGGGGGGGACCGUAUGCACUCUCAGCAUGCCACAGUUCUCGGGCAAAUUCUUUGAGACGCUGGUGGGCAUUCGUCCGGGGCCGCUUUCAGAUCUGCUCUGGAAGCUGGGGCUACUCUAUGCUGUUGAGCCAUUGGCGACUGUUGUGUACAUCACGAGCAUGACCACCAUGUGGGAGAAGGUCACGGCCUCGUUGCGCUCCCACGUGUACUCGCGCCUGCUCAUGCAAAAGGUCGAGUUCUUUGACCGGUUCCGGGUUAGUGAGCUGACCAAUCUGGUAACCACGGAGCUGGCUGCGCUGCGCUCGGUGGUCCUGGACAAUGUGUCACGCGACCGAGGGUUCCGCUCCGUGUCCGAAGUUCUGGGCACGUUCGUCAUCCUCUUCAGACUCGCCCCACGUCUCGCACCCGUCCUAGCCAUCCUCAUCACCAGCGUGUCAAUCGGCGCAGCCAUUUACAAGCGCACGACAACCCCCGCUUUCAAGGACUUUGGGGUGUCGCAGGGGCGGCUUGGGGAGGCGGCCAGCGAGACCUUCUCCGCGAUUCGAACGGUGCGGUCGUUUGGCGGGGAGCGGCGGCAAAUCCGGCAGUUCGACGAGCAGGUGUCGGGCAGCCGGGGCGCCGGGGAGCGCCUCGGGGUGGCCAAGAGCCUCAACGAGUCGUGGACGCGCAUCGCGAUCUAUGUUUCCCUUUUCGUGCUCUACGUUGUUGGGGGGGCCGAGGUCAAGGCGGGCCGGCUCCCAGUUGGCACUAUGGUGGCGUUCAUUGGGUACACGUUUACCCUCACCUUUGCGGUCCAAGGCCUCGUCAACACGCUGGCCGACAUCCGCACCGCCCUUGCCGCAGUCGAGCGCAUCAACAACGUCGGCCGACAGGGCCGUCCCGAUGCCGCGCUUGCGGUCGGAUUGGACAGGGAGGCGCGUGGCGAGUUGCGAGACUGUGGGGACCGGCGCAAGGACAUCGGAGUGCCGGAAGUGCUGCCGGCGGUGCUAGGUACCGACGGACGGGCGGCGGCCAGCACGAACGGGGUGUCAGUGCGGGGGGCGUGCGAGGCGGCGUGGAGCGGCGACGUUAGGCUGGAGGACGUGCACUUCACGUACCCGCAGCGGCCCGAGGCGGCGGUUCUCAAGGGCGUGACGCUGACACUGGUGCGCGGCACCGUCACGGCGCUCGUGGGCGAGAGCGGCGCCGGCAAGAGCACCGUCGUGCAGCUGCUCGCGCGCUUCUACGAGCCGACGGGCGGGCGCAUCACUCUGGCGGGGACGGACGUGCGCAGCUUCGACAAGAGCGAGUGGGCGCAGGCCGUCAGCCUCGUCGCGCAGGAGCCGGUCCUCUUCGCCAUGUCCGUAGCGGAAAACAUUGCAUACGGCGCCCCCAACAAGACAGUGCCGCACGACGAGAUUGUGCGCGCGGCCAAGGCGGCGAACGCGCAUAAUUUCAUAAUGGGCCUCCCCGACGGUUAUGAUACGCUGGUGGGCGAGCGCGGCAGCCUGCUCAGCGGCGGGCAGCGGCAACGGGUCGCCAUCGCGCGGGCGCUGGUGAAAAACUCGCCCAUCCUAGUUCUUGACGAGGCGACGAGUGCUCUUGACAGCGUGAGCGAGCGGCUGGUGCAGGACGCCAUCGACAACCUGGUCAAGGGCCGCACGACGCUGGUGAUUGCGCACCGGUUGAGCACGGUCCAGAGCGCGGACCAGAUUGUGGUGAUGGCGGACGGGGAGGUGGCGGAGCAAGGGACGCACGCUGAGCUGACGGAGCGGGGGGGGCGCUACGCGCGCCUUGUGGCCAGCCAACGGCUCAGCUUCUCCACAUGAGAUGUGGGACACGUGGCAGACGUCCGGCCACGAGGUUCAGAAUAAGACCGGUGUGCACAUGCUUCAUGUUAGGUUUUUGCGGACCAGCCACCUCAUUUUUGUAAACCGUCGGCUAAUCGGGUUUUGCUGGGCGGGUUAAUAUAGGUGUGGAAGAACUGAUUGUUACGGAAGCAUGCUUGUAGCCGUGUACGCUACCGGCAAACAUCUACGUACUGAGUUGUCUAGCACGAAGUGAGAGAGAGCAUGUGCGCAAGUGCGCCCGUGGAGGCAAAGGGAGUAUCGGGAAAGCUAGAACAUGUGUUGGGGCUUUGAAGAGUCUUAAGCGCCAGGUUUUACGCAGAUCGGUCUGCGAGCUGGCAGCAGAGCCCCAGACAAGCUUUGCGUCGAUAGUUCGUCGCUGAAAUAUUGGUCUUGAACAAACGAUUGCAUCCGGUCAACCAACAAGAAUAAGAUUGGAGAGCUAGGUUCAAUAGGGCCGUGUCAGGCUAGCAAGUCCCGAGACAUUCUUUUCUGUACAUAUUGGGCGAGUGUCACUAAUUGCCAUA